This is a messenger RNA of Daldinia loculata, 2016 nucleotides long. Its product is annotated as heterokaryon incompatibility protein-domain-containing protein. The record is from RefSeq and is a predicted model, not a curated record. Lineage: Eukaryota; Fungi; Ascomycota; Sordariomycetes; Xylariales; Hypoxylaceae. The coding region runs from base 1 to 2016 and encodes 671 amino acids. The transcript has 2 exons.
AUGGCCACAGGUUCAAAGACCUUCACCUAUCCUCCUCUCCCAACGGGAGAGGACGCUAUCCGUAUCCUUAAUCUACAGCCAGGAGACUUUUUUAGUCCACUGGUGUGCUUUUUGACCCCUGCUACUUUCAAAUCUAGGCCACGCUAUGUAGCGUUGUCUUACACUUGGGGCGAGCCGUAUUCAGAAUGUGUCAAAAAAGCAUCGACGUUGUCACCAGCCUCAAGGACAGAUACCAGGAAGCCAAUAAAUAUCACCGUAAACGGCUGCACAUUUGAUGCGGGUAGUAACCUGAAGGUUGCAAUUCAACACCUCCGUUCUUCAACUGUGUCUCUACUACUCUGGGUGGAUGCCAUUUGUAUUAACCAAGAUGACAAUGUGGAAAAGAGCGCUCAGGUCGCCAUGAUGUCUUCCAUUUAUAAGCGUGCCAUUACUGUUGUAGCAUGGAUAGGACCAAAAGAUAACGGAGAUAUCGCCGGUUCUAUGCAGUGGAAGGCCAGCCAAGUCCAGCAUCUUGUUUCUGCCGUGUCAAGCGGGUUGAAAGCUGUCGACUUGGAGAUACGAUCUUCGCUCGGGCCUGAUAGAAAAGCUUUUAAAAGAAUGUCCGAAAGUGCAUAUUGGAAGAGGCUGUGGGUUGUCCAGGAAGUAUGUUGUCCUCUACGAUUGGUGUUUAUGUACGGAUCAAGCAUUUGGACCUACGAGGCUCUAAGACAAUCAGAGGCGUUCAAGGAGGAAUAUUCGGUACUACUACAACCCGGAAAAGGCUUGACGAAUGAACUUCAAGAAAUGCUUACCUUGCUAGGGAUUAGGGAGCAGAGGCACACCCCUAUGACGAGAUUAGAAAGUCUCAUCGAGAGCUGUGUUAAAAAAGAGUGCUCCGAAAUAAGGGACAAGAUAUAUGGGCUACUCGGGCUUGCUAACGAUAUACGUACUCCAAGUACCGCCGACCAGCUACCUGAUCAAUUCAAACGAUAUGCCGAGUCAUUGGAUCUUAAAGACGGGGACUUAUCACAACUACUGAGAAAUAUAAGGCCGCCUGAAGUCGACUAUGAUCGCCCAUUAUACGAUAUUUGGACUGAUGUGGUUGGGUAUAUAUACUUUCAAGUCCGGGGGAACAAUGCACCACUUGGCCUUAAGUUCAACGAUACCCGUAUUGGUAAGCUUGAGAAUAGCAUGUCUCCUACGGAGAUUGAGAGAUACAUCACUGUGGUAAAAGCCUCAGGUAUAGUUCAAGAAGCACUCGGCCAACAGGGCUAUCCAGUAAUCAGAGCGAUAGGAUUCUUGAGCAGUAGAGUCUUACGACUGGGUCCAGAGCUCGAGUCGCUCAUCGAAUCACCCCAAAUCGAACGAGAAUGGCAGGACUGCUAUGGCGACUAUUAUAAAGAGCCUGACCUGCAGUAUAUCAGAAAAGCUGGCGAGAAUUACAUGGCAAGAACUAUGGAAUAUGAUAAUGGCCAGUUGAUGAGGAUCCAUGAGAUCCAACAUCCUGAUGUUAUAGCGUGGCCUAUUGCAGAUAGCAAGCCUCGAACCGAUGAUUCUCGGUACCUUGCCGAGUACGCUAAAGUCUGGGAAGAAAGUCAGGGACGUCGAGAAAGAGGCUCUGAUAUCGGGCUCGGGCCUAGAAUCUGCCUUGGCACAAACCGCCUCAUCGCAUUAGUUCCAUCGGUAGCAAGGCCCGGUGAUGUUAUCAUACGGUUUUGGAGCUGCGACGCUGCUAUUAUCAUGCGGCCCAUAACGACAGACUUGACAAAUACGGCUGUGAAAGAAACACUUGGAUUAGGGCCUUCCUAUAUGAUAAUAGGCAGAGUAGAUGUGGCACAAGAGAUUGAUCAGAGAAAUGGUGUGCAGUCCCAUAAAGUUCAUACAGAGCAAGAGGUAUCGAAACUCGAAGAAACCUGCCAUGAGGGUAGCUGUGGGAACUUUGAAAGCGUUUAUGUUGAUUUGGACUUUCGAAGUCUGCAAAUGAUCACCGCGUCCAUCUCUGUAUCGCGUCAUAAAGGGGCUUGGACAGAUGUUUAA